Messenger RNA from Harpegnathos saltator (Jerdon's jumping ant), 3315 nucleotides. RefSeq names its product Rho guanine nucleotide exchange factor 2 (gene RhoGEF2). Gene Ontology annotation, cellular component: cytoplasm. Lineage: Eukaryota; Metazoa; Arthropoda; Insecta; Hymenoptera; Formicidae. The record is from RefSeq and is a predicted model, not a curated record. Gene Ontology annotation, biological process: G protein-coupled receptor signaling pathway. The transcript has 20 exons. Bases 510 to 3290 code for a protein of 926 amino acids. Gene Ontology annotation, molecular function: G protein-coupled receptor binding; guanyl-nucleotide exchange factor activity.
CAACGCAAUGUGAAUCCUCCAUUAGUUAAGUUCUGCGGAUUUGUGCAUCGCUUGUACCAAGAUGGUCGCCACUUGUUAAUAACGUAUUUUUCUUCGAUCCGACGUGUAUUUUGUAAAAAAAGCUAAGUGCAGUGCCUUUAUACAAUAGUGUGUAUGUGUUACAUAUUUCCACGAAUCGUGUGUCGUGUGUUGAACGAUUCAGUAUUCUGCGAUCUUGGAAUGUUUCGUUUUCAAAUGUUCCUCGACGGAAUGCCGAGACUCUGAGAUGCCGAGAGGCGGAAUAAUCAUCCGUCACCAGCCAUGUUCGACGGGUGUUCUUUUGUUGUGACAGUCGUGAUAUAAUAUUCUUCGUGCAGCGCAACGCCACAUCAAAGCAACUUCGCGCACGCAUCAACGUUUCCUGAUUUCUUUCGGGCAUCUUAAUAGUAUUUGCUUACCAUCAUUAAGUAGAUUAAAUGAAAGGUCGGUAGCAGUAGUAGAGGUGAGGAGAGGUGGAACUCAAAGAAGGGAUGAAUGGAACAGCAGCGUUGCGACGCAGCGUUGGAGCUGGGGCAGGCGCUAUUGGUGGUGGGGCUGCUGAGCCAGCACCUAUUGCCACGCUUGUCGUAUAUAAAGACGAUGCUGGAUUUGGAAUGAAAGUUUCUGGUGACAAUCCAGUUUAUGUCCAAUCCGUAAAAGAAGGUGGAGCAGCAGCAAGAGCGGGUCUUCACGCGGGUGACAAAAUAAUUAAGGUAAAUGGUGUUAAUGUGACGCACUCUACACAUACUGACGUGGUCCAGCUCAUAAAAUCAUCGACACAAGUGGUACUGACAGUACAGCAGAAACCAAUGACGAGUAGUACAGUGGCAGUAGUCGCGACAGCGACAGCUACAUCAACAACAGCAACAACAACUUCCGGUUUACAAGUCGGAGUUGGUGUGGGAGCCGCCACUAUCACCAUCACUACCACCAGUGCUACCAUCACUAGCACUACAGCCACCGCUGCAGUGAAUCAACAACAUCAACGGCCGAUCAGCCUAUCAGCAGCUGGAAACAUGUCACCUUCACAACCGGCGAUUUCUUUGCAUAGAGCAUCCACCGCACCUGCUGGUGGAGCCCCAUGUAAUGCUCGAAUUACAGGCCCGCAACCAGUUGAUCAUGAAAAGAAGCGGCAAUUGGAAACGCAAAGAGUUCAUACCUUCCAACUUAUGUUGGAGAAAGAACAAAGUUACGUGGAUAAAUUACGAAGCGAAUUAGCUAAGACUGGCACUGGCAGUAGCAGUGGUAGUGUCAAUGUCACGGCUUUGCAGACUGAACUGUCGGGUGCUGAAAGAAGAGUACGCACUUUGCAGGAACAACUUGCAGCAAUUACAACUAAUGAACAGCUUUGCUCAUUGGUAACAAACACUCCGUACUCCUCGGGCUAUUAUCCACCUUCGAAUCUAAACAACGGCAGUGGUACAGAUAUACCACCUCCAUUGCCGUCGCGAAAAUCCUUGUCCAUGCAAAGUCUGUCUCCACCGCCUUUGCCUCCCAGACCUGUCACAAACACGCACAACACAGCCCAGCUGGAGCUGGAUCGACAUCUGCUGACUCAUUUAAUGCCUUCAAUCGUCAGUCAUGGUAUUCCUAACUCUUUUUCUCAGGAUGUCAAUUUAAGUGCCUCGAAUGCGCUUGCCAAACAUCAACGAACAAAGUCAAGUCCGGAACAGUUAGGAAUCGCAACGAUGUCGCCGUCGGAAGCUAGCAAACGUUUAAUUGCUUCUGAAUCAAUGAACGAUCUGUCACCUCCGAAACACGUCGGAUACAGUGAUAUCGAUAUAAAGGAAUUGUCGCAUAUUACACCACCGGGUACUCCGCCGCCACCAUAUCCGGUUUCUACUUUGGGACAGGAUAUCUACUCAUCCACGCUAAAUGAUACGCUUGGUAGCGACUCCAUUCCUGGAUUACCAGCGUUCCAACAACCAAUUAUGUCAAUGGAAGAAGACGACGUUAGCGAUCAAGAAAUUGGUCAGUUAGAAGAUCACGGCCCGUUCCAAUCUUUAUCCAGGCUGUGGGGACAUCAUGCACAUCUUGCUGUAUUUAUUAAUUAUGUUUUAUCCAACAGUGAUCCUUCUAGUCUGUUAUUUUAUUUAGUAACGGAUUUGUACAAGGAAGGGAACGCCAAAGAAAUGAAAAAAUGGGCAUAUGAAAUACAUUCUAGUUUUUUAGUACCUGGUGCGCCGUUACGUCUCCAUAAUGUAGAUGAGAAUGUCGCAAAUGAGAUAGACGAUGUCCUCUUGAAGGAGUCUGACAAGGAAGAAAUUCUGAGAAAGAUAUUUUGGAAGGCACGUACUAGAGCUAAGGAAGAAUUGAAUGAACAGCUGAUGCAUUUCCAACAGAAACGGACCGCAGGAUUGGCUACAAUCUUUGGUCCGACUGACAAUUCGCUUGACGAAAGUAUAUCCGACAAAGUACGCGAAAUAAAAAUUAUUGAAACGUAUCUCCUACCGAAAAUGGAACCUUACCUAGAAGAUAUAGAAAAGGAGCAUGUAGAUCUUCGUUUGUUCACAACAGCGGCUGGUCUAGCUACAAUAUUGAUAAAGAUCUUCCAAUUACGACCAGUGUGGGCUGAUCGAGUACCCACUUUCGUCGCGAAAGAUAAGUCCAACAUCAAAGCACGUUUGCUUACUGGUAAAACACGCAAGAUGACUAUCAGAGGACAUCAUUUUGUGGCACAUCAAUAUUUUACGAUAACAUAUUGUAAUCACUGCCAACUUAUCAUCGGUGGCAUCGGUCCUCAGGGAUAUUUGUGUAGUGAUUGUUCUCUCAGCGUACAUCGACAAUGUGUUCGUGUAGUAGAGGAAAAUUGCCCGGGUCCAUUGAUGAGGAAGGAAAGAACCAAUGAUAGAAUCAGUAAGUUGAUGGAGCGCAUUCGACCUGAGAGGAAACCUCCCUCAUCUCAUCAUCAUCAUCAUUCGCAGAACCAUAUGUUGCAUCUGGAAAAAAACAAAAGAAGUGAAGAAGAUUCUGGUGCAUUGACAGAUGGAGAAAGCAGUGAACAACGUGCAAGCAGUUUAACUGGCAAUGUUCGUAUUACUUACGAGAGAGCACGAAUUUCUGGUUUAGGAGGAACUAGCGAUCAUGCUGAUAGCAUAGAACAUCCUUCUUCACGAGAAGAUAUUUCUGAGAUGGUCCAGCAAAAUAUUACCAGUAAGCCAAAGGCGUCAAACAUCAAUAGAUCUGAAAGUUACAAGGAGCGGAUACAUCAUAAGCGACAGUUGAGGGAAAAAAGGAAGACCAGUGAUCCCAAUCUCUCCAAAACAAAGUGAGUUGCACAAUAUUUUAUAUUUAAUA